This is a messenger RNA of Labrus mixtus (cuckoo wrasse), 7413 nucleotides long. Its product is annotated as NACHT and WD repeat domain-containing protein 2-like. The coding region runs from base 1 to 5454 and encodes 1817 amino acids. Gene Ontology annotation, molecular function: protein binding. The record is from RefSeq and is a predicted model, not a curated record. The transcript is spliced from 11 exons. Lineage: Eukaryota; Metazoa; Chordata; Actinopteri; Labriformes; Labridae.
AUGAGAACCGUUUCCUGCGUGGAGCUUGAGGAGGGAGAAGAGAGAGGGCCAGCGCUGAGGAGAGGCAGACAAUGUCAACUUUCUGUUUGGGAAUCCAAAUAUGUUCACAGCAAACGUUUUCCCCCUCUUAAUCUAGCACUAGCUUUUGAUUUAACUUAUCCUAGACUACAAGAAAUGGAUCGGUCCACCUGCAGCUCGACCUGUGUCAAACUUUAUCUGUGCUCCAACCCAGAAGAUAGCGUGGUGGAGCGCAGAGCUCUGAGGGAGAACGUGUUUCCCAAACUUCGAGAGCGCUGCAGACACAAACUGGGGCUGGAUCUCAGGGUAAUAGACCCAUUUGAGUCCAGUGAUUCCAGUCGUUGGCCGGAUAUAAAAAUCAGACAGCAGCUUAUCAAAGAAUGCAGAGAGAGCUCCGCUGGACCUUUUCUACUGGCUCUGAUAGGACACCAGUAUGGCACAGCCAGCCUGCCCACUCAGGUGGAGGUGUCAGAGUACCAGCUGCUGCUACAGGAGAGCCAGCAGGCGGGGGUCAGCACCACGGAGCUGGAGAGGGAGUACCAGAGAGACGAGAACAGCAUCCCUCCCUCCUACUGCCUGAGAGCUGCACACACGCACACCUGCUGCCCUCAGGCUAGAGAGGAAGAAGAGAUCCAGAUGAAGACUAAAGAAGAAGGGCUGGGGAAGAUGAUUCAGACCACCGUGAGUCUGUGUGUCCACAAAGGUCUCAUGACUCAGGAGAAAGGCCGGAGCUACUUCAGAUCAGCCCUCGACUUAGAUCUUAGAUUUGCUCUGGAUAACUGUCCUGAUAGUGACAUCAUCAGACGCUGCCUGGUUUACAUCCACAAGGUCAUCAAUGCAAACGGACAGAGGCUGGCUGCUGCUUUGGAGCUGGAAACAACCCCGACUGAUGGGCAAUUACUUUCCGAGCUUUGUGACAACUUCCUCCCCGGUCUCAUCACUUCCUCUCAGCUUAUCGUCUAUACCACCGCCACAGAGUGUGACCGUCGCCAUGGUUACACAACAGCAAGGAGGCGGGGCUACGCUGAGUCCCUGUGCCAGCAGGUGUACUCUGACCUCUCGGGGUUGACUGACAGCCUCCACAUAUUAGAGAUCAGUGAAGACCCUCAGCCGGGUGAUGCUUUGUUCAGAGAGCAGCUUGAGCAGGAGGAGCUAUGUGACAUCCUGUCCACUUUUUAUGACAUCACGCGACCAGAGGAGGAAGAGAUCCGAGUAUAUGUGGAGCAGAGUGAACAACAGUGUCCAUUAGUGGUGACAGGAGGACCAUGCACCGGGAAGACAGUUCUGCUGGCACACUGUGCUAAGAAGAUGAAGUCCUGGUUACCAGACUCUGAUCCCGUGGUGAUCACUUAUUUUUGCAGCCUGUCAAUCAAGCCUUCCCAGAAGCACAUGCUGUUGAGUUUGUGUCAUCAGAUUGCCGCUCAAUAUAAAAGCAAAUCUUCCUCAAAGCAAAAACUCUUGGACCUUGAAGAUUCAGGCAGUAUCAACAACCUCAGUGACAAGAACUCCAACUUCCUGACAUCUAAUUUAAACCCUCACCCCGAGCAAACCACCAAAGAGCAUGUUUCUGACCACGGCCUAAGUACCACAUCAUCCCUGGAUAUUUCUGGCAUCAUGAAACCUGAUGUUUGUGUAUGGGAGCUUAAAGAACGUCUCUCAUCCCUCCUCUCCAUCAUGCCUUCAACCAAUCAGCCUCUUAUUCUAAUCCUGGUUGGCCUGGAUCGCAUUGAAAACACAUUUGGACUUGAAAUCAGUAAGAUCCUCCCCUCGCCUCUACCUCCCAGCGUCAAACUCAUCCUCUCAGUCUCCAUUAACCGAACACAGAUACUGCAGGGGUUCAACCAACAAAGUCCAACUUCAUCAGUGUCAGGGGACGAUGAGAAGAAGUCAGGAUAUCUGUGUUUGCAGCUGGGACCAGUAGACAGGAAGCAAUGUUCAAAGAUGUUGGCAUCGCUGCUGAAAAGUUCCGGGAGGAGAGUGACAUCAGGACAACAGGCGCUGGUGAACCAGGCGCUGACUUCUUGCUGUCUGCCUCUCUACGCUCGACUUCUGCACCAACACACGGAGCUGUGGCAUUCUGAUUCAGAUGUGACCAUAUCGUCUCUUCCUGAUUUCGUCCAUUCAUCCAUUUCUGCAUUGCUGGAUCAUCUGGAGCACAAACACGGCCGCUCUGUCGUGGCCCGUGCCAUACCUUACCUUACCCUCUCAAGGACUGGACUCACUGAGGCCGAGCUCGCUGAUCUGCUGUCCAGUGAUACCGAAGUGCAGUCUGAACAUUCCUCCAAUACAAAGGUCCUGCAAGUUGAUGUGGACAGACUUCUGCUGGAUUUGAGGGAGUUUCUUGUAAGAAGGACAGUUGGAGGGUCGAAGGUUUUGUUCUGGGUGUGCAGACAUUUCAAGCUGGUAGCUGCUAGGAAGUAUUUUGGUUCUCCUGAGCUAAAGAGAGAGAUUCAUUUAGAGAUGGUGGACUAUUUCAGUGGCAAAUCUAAAACCAACAAUAAAGUUGCCCAAAUGGAAACACCUUUGAACAGGCAGCAAUCCAGCAAACCAUUCAUGUUCACCUCUUCUUCCCAAAACAUUGGCAGAGUUGACUUGAGGAAAGUCUCAGAACUGCCGCUUCACUUGCAAGAAAGUAACAAAUGGGAGGAGUUGGAGCAUGGGCUGCUAUUGUCUUUGGGGUUCCACCAGGCUAUGGUCCAAGCAGGACUUCUUAGAGAUCUGGUAGCCAUGUUGGAACAUGAGGAAGGAACAUUGCACUUCGGGUUUUGGAAGGAAACAGCAAUCCUAGCAAGCAUUUUGAAGUCUUGUUCGUGUUCAUUGCAGAGCUCGCUAAUGCAGCUGCCGACGCUGAUGGAGACGAGCCUUGCUCCUUAUCUGGAGGUCUUUCCUGCUCUUGAAUGUUAUGUCAGCGAGAUCAGAGAGGAGAGGAAGACAAGAGGGCGUGGAUUGGGGGUAGUGCUUUGCCCUGCUCCCUCCUCAGUUCCCUCAGUUCAGUGUUCAAAGCGCGAUGCCAAAUGCAAAGACGUCUCCGUUAGAGAAGCAGCUGUCACAGAGUGCGGGGUUGUUGUAGAGGUGAUGGAUGAUGGCACGGCUUGGGUUUGUAAAGGCCGGUGGAGUGAUGUAGUGAAACUAUCACUAAGUCCUGAGCAGCAGGAUCUUAAGUUUGCAGGAGUGAAGAGUAGCGCUCCGUUUAUACUGCUUUCCACACUGUGCAACAAGCUUUUCUUGUGGGAUGUAUCAGGCCCUCAAACGUUCCUUCAGGUCAAGGACCCGUUGAAAACAGAGUCAGGUCAACCAAAACUGAACAAGCUUGAGGGGUUUGUUGCAAGUACAAAAAAGCUGUUCGUGUGGUGGGAAGAGGAGAGUUUUGUCAGUGUGUUUGAUAUCUUCGGCGACACCACGACUCAUUUCCAGUGUCAGGGCCGUGUGACCUGUUUGGCUUGCUCCUCUGAUAGCGUUUACAUGUACUGUGGCCAGGAGGAGGGCAAAGUAUCCAUAUUUGACACUAACAACGGCAGUCUCCUCAGCAUGUGUUCAAACUCAGACAACAUUGCGGUUACCUCAAUAAUCCUCUGUGAGGAUACGUCGGAAAUGGCAUGUGUUGACAAGACAGGGAACGUUACCCUGUGGGAAUUGGUGGCCAAAUCUGAACCACCUGUACUUGUCAAAGAAAUCUGCUCUGGAGGUGAAUCUAUUACCAUCCUUAAUACAGAUUACUCAGAUGAACACAAUACUCUGUUGGUGUGUCACUCUCACCAGGUUACACUGUGGGGAACGCGUGACUGGGAGCUGUGGGACCGUCUCUUGGCUCCCCAGGAAAGGGCCUUCACUCAAGCUCUGCUCUCCCAGGAUGGCCACCUUUUCCUGGCUCUGUUAGACGACUGCCCCUUCAUCUUGGUGUGGACGGUCAGCACAGGGGAGUGUGUUCUUUCCUUAGACACAAACAAGCAGCCUCAUUCACUCCUCAAAACAGCCUCAGAUGUUAUUUGUGUCGCUGAUGACGGCUGUCUCGCAGUGUGGGACUCUGAGAUGAUAGAGACUGCUGGUACAGCUCCAAAAAUGGGUUCAGGAGUUGAAGAAGUGGUAGUCGAAGGCACGGGGGAGUGGUUCUACACCGCUAAUGGGUCAGAGAUGGUGUGGAGAUGGGGGUUAAGAACAAGACUUCCGCAUGCUUUCUUCCUUCAUGAUGGCCCUGUGGAAAAACUCCACCUUUCUCCAGAUAACGUCCACCUUGUGACGCUCUCAGGCGGCGAAAUCUACAUUUGGCAGACAGAAACGGGUCAGAACAUUCUGCGUAUCAGUAGAAGCAGAGCGAAAAACAUCCUGAUCACUCCGAAUAGUCUUCUUGGCGUGAGUAUUUCUGAUCAAUAUCUGUCCCGUGUUUGGAAGCUGUCACAUGGGAGUAUUGUGUGCAGUAUACGUCUGUAUCUGUCUGAUGCACAGGUGUCACCUGAAAGCACCUUCCUUAUCGGCCGUCACAAAGGAGACUUGUUAGCGGCCAGUCUGUGGACGGGCUCAAUAAGUAAGCGCUUUUCCUGUGUGACGAGCUCUGAGCAUGUCGUUGCCUUCUCAACACUUUCAGAGCACCCCGACUUUGUGGUGGUAAUGACCGCCUCAGGUGCAGUGUACACGUGGAAAGUAGCGGCGGAGACUGUGUGCAGGCACUUUCAGCUGCCUCAUACGUUUCUAUGUCAGCCUCAAGACUUCCACAUGUCCUCUAAUGGGAACUAUGCCCUGCUGUCCAUUAAAGAUGAUGCUAUAAACAUCUUGGAUCUAUCUCAGGUCAGGCUGUCCUCCCUCAAGGCAAAUGGUCCAGUCAUUAAAGCUUGUUUGGAUAACACUGGAUGCUAUGUUGCCUACAUAUUCCGUCCAAACAACCAGGAGGAAGGCUGUGUCUGUUCUCUUCAUGCGAGGCUCGUCCUCACAGUCGUACGACUCGCAGACGGGGAACGAAUAGGAAGCGUAAGUCUGUGUAUGAAUCCGUCCACGGUGGUUAUGUGCAAGCAGCAGCGUGUGUUUGUGGGCUUUCAGGACGGUUCUGUGGGUGUUUACUCUAUAUGUGAUGUCUUGAUGAACAAGGACAACUCGGUCAGUUGCAGAGAAAAAGUGAAUGGACAAAUGAAGCAAUGCCCCUUUGACAGGGCACCAUUCAGCUGGUUACACCUAACAGCCCCUAAUAUGACGUGGACUGUGGGAGCAAGUAUUUUCUCUACUGCGGGUGCUGAGAGUCGGCAGCCUGUUGCAGCAGCUCCGACUCUUUCUUCUCACACGCCCCUGCUCACUGUCCCACUCUUACUACCAGCCAGGUACAAAGAGAACUCUCCAGACUCCACAUCAGAAAAGCCAGUGGACCAGACAACAUCAGUCCCAGGAUCCUCAAGGUGUGUGCUGGGCAGCUUGCAGGAGUCUUUCAGCACCUCUUCAACCUCUCCCUGAGGCUGAUGAUGGUGCCUGACCUGUGGAAGACCUCCUGCAUCGUCCCAAUUCCAAAGAAAGGUCGUCCCAGCGCUCUCAAUGACUACAGACCUGUGGCACUCACGUCACAUGUCAUGAAGACAUUUGAGAGGCUGGUUCUCCAGCAACUGAGGACCCUGCUCACUGCUUUCCAGGAUCCGUUGCAGUUUGCAUAUCAGAGGCACAUUGGUGUGGAGGAUGCUAUCAUCUUCCUGACACACAAAGCCCUGUCACACCUGGAGACGAAGGGAAGCACUGUGAGAGUCAUGUUCUUUGACUUCUCCAGUGCUUUCAAUACCAUCCAGCCCUGCCUCCUGAGGGACAAACUGCUGGAUAUGCAGCUGCACCCUGACACCACAGCUUGGAUUUUUAACUACCUCACGGGCCGGCCACAGUAUGUCAGAGUCGAUGGCUGUGUCUCUGAUGUAGUGACGGGCAACACAGGAGUACCUCAAGGAACUGUUCUGGCACCUUUCCUCUUCACUCUCUAACUCUGGUUCCUGCCACCUCCAAAAGUUUUCCGACGACUCCUCCAUUGUUGGGUGCAUCACUGAUGACGACGAGAAGAAGUACAGAGGACUGUUAGAGAGCUUCGUCACAUGGUGCGAAAGCAACCACCUGAAGCUCAACAUCAGCAAAACAAAGGAGGUGGUAGUGGACUACCGGAAAAAGAAGAGGCCCCCUGCCCCAGUCAUCAUCCAGGGGGAGGAAGUGGAGAGGGUGGACUCAUACAAGUACCUUGGGGUCCACAUCAACAAUAAACUGGACUGGUCUCACAACUCUGACGCCCUCUUCAGGAAGGGACAGAGCAGGAUGUUCUUCCUGAGGAGACUCAGAUCGUUCAGUGUCUGCAACAGACUCCUGAAGACCUUCUACCAGUCUGUGGUGGCCAGCGCCCUCUUCUUUGCUGUGGCGUGCUGGUGGGGUGGCAUCAAGACUGGUGAGGCAAACAGGCUGAACAAGCUGGUGAGGAAGGCCCGCUCUGUAGUGGGCCUUGAUCUGGACAGUUUGGAGACAGUGGGUGAGAGGAGGAUGAAGGACAAAAUCUUAUCCAUCCUGGAUAACUCCUCUCACCCCCUACAUGGUGAGCUGUGGCAGAUGGGUAGCUCCUUCAGCCAACGCCUCAUCCCCCCCAGGUGCAAAACAGAGCGCUUCAGGCGCUCCUUUGUGCCCACUGCCAUAAGACUGUACAACAGCAGCCUAUGACAACUAUAACAGUCCGUCCUGGACACUAAACUUCACCCCCAUAGAACACUACCCCAUGGCCUGCUUCAUUAUUAUCAUUGUAUUAUUGUAUUACUAUUAUUAUUACUUAGCAUCCAUAUAUAUAUAUAUAUAUAUAUAUAUAUAUACAUAUAUACUGUACAUUCUAUAUAUUUUAUUAUAUUAUUAUACUAGUCUGUAUUAUAUAACACUUCAUUAUAUUACACUAUAUUGUUCAUAUUGCACUAUAUUAUAUUAUAUUAUACUACAUUAUAUUAUAUAACUACACUCUGCAUUACUGUGGUACAACACUGCCUCUCUUCUCUGCUGUUUACAUUACUUGCUGCUAUUUAUCAUACAGAGUCACUUUAAUCACUUGUCACUUUACCUUGUCAUUCUCUGUAAAUACUGUCUCAAUUCGCAAUUCCCCCUGCUAACUUCAUCAUUCAUUUUGUACUUGUAUAUACCCCUUGUUUUUUAAUUGUAAUUUUAAUUUAUUCUGUUUAAUGUGUAUUUUGUAUUUUUGAGCUUUCUUGUCUGUGCUGCUGUAACGCCCGAAUUUCCCCUCUGGGGAUCAAUAAAGUACUAUCCUAUCCUAUCCUAUCCUAUCCUGACAUAGGACAGUUACCCCGACUUUGAUUGAAAAUAAUGUAUUGAAGAAAAAUAAAUGUGACAGCAUACAAAGACAACAAUGUAAUGCAUUUAUGUGUAUUAAAUGGUUAUAUUCCUACAUGUUUG